AUACAGAAGGAUUUGUGAUACCAAGCCUGACUGUUGGAGACUCUGGUCUUAGUGAUUGGGAUGACCCAAAUUUAAAAGAUCUCAAGCCUCCUUCAAAGGGUGUCAAGGCAGAGGAAAAGAUCUACCUGGGACCACACGGUGCUCCUCCUUCGCAAGUUAAACAUCAAGAUCUGAAUGCGGCAGGGCGCAAGCAGAGAUUCAAGCAGAAACUGAAGGAAGCUGACCAUAAAUAUUCCGGAACAGGUCGCGAGAACAAGGUUCAAACUAUACGGGAGCUUGUAGGUGGUAAGGUCAGCAGCAACACAAUGCCGAAGAAUUCUCCACGUGAAUGGCUCGAUCCACAUUGCCAUGAAUCUCAUUUUGAGAGGUACUCCCACUGAGUGUUUUAGUUUCUGAGGAUUAAUUGAAUAUUUCUUGACCAUUUCUGCUCACAUAGUUUGCUAAAUUAUCUGCAUGUUUUCCAACUAUAAAACCUGGAUAUUUUCUAUGCGUUCUGUCUGCUGGUACUUUAUCAAUGCUUUCAAGCCUUUGACCUUAAGUA
Messenger RNA from Phalaenopsis equestris, 541 nucleotides. RefSeq lists its product as uncharacterized. The transcript is spliced from 2 exons. The record is from RefSeq and is a predicted model, not a curated record. The annotation marks the transcript as partial. NCBI's taxonomy places the organism in Eukaryota, Viridiplantae, Streptophyta, Magnoliopsida, Asparagales, Orchidaceae.